UUGACACCAUUAGGGAGCUGUGCACAAAAACAGGGCCUGAAAACGUUGACCUUCAGCGCAUGCUGCAGUGCCCAUCUCUGAGGUGCUGGUGGGAGCGCUGUCUGGAGAUUGUGUUUGGCUUUAGGAGUUGUUUAGUUGCUGCUGUGACGUGAUGGUAUUUGCUGUUUGUGUUGUAACUAUAUUUUGGAAGUAAUUGGUGUGGUUUUCUAGUCACUGAGUUGGCUUUCCCUCCUGUUUUUCUUAGUCUGAAUGCAAAAUACUGCUGGAAGAACAUUAAGGUUGUUGGUAUUUGUGUGGUGCUGUUGUAAUUUUUCCCACUUCUUAUUAGAAACUUUCCUGUCCCAGCCUCUAAAAGAAAAAAUUAUGAAUGGCACAUAGUUUUUCUGAAUAUUGAGGGUUUUGUGCUUCAUUUGGUUUAAGUGUUGAUUUACUGGCUUUGUUUUUCCGUGCGUCAAGAUUCUAAGUCAGUCGUGAAUUUUUUCUCUUCGCGUAACCUGAGGAUUUUCAUUUAAAGUGAAUUGUAUGCUCAGGCAUAGCACUGGAUGCCAAAUAGAGUACAUAGGCCCUCACUUUGAACUGAUUAAUUUAUUGCUCUGUAGGUACUGCUUGUUGAGUGUUCCAAGUUCACCUUCCAAAUAUGAGCAGUUUGCUGGUUGCCAGAGACAGAGAAGUAAGGGUUUCUGGCUUUGGCUAGGACUGGGUUCAUGUUGCAUUCUUUUAUCAUUUUGAAACAUGUCAGAACCAAGAUGACUAUCUACUUACUUUGAAACAGAAUCUGUAAUAUUUUAGAAUCAAGAAGUCAGAUUUGUUGCUGCUCAGAAGUGAGAGAAUGAAGAUUAUUCCAGCAAUGUGCAUGUGCUGCUUGUGUGGCUCACUGCAUGAUUGAUCUAAGGACCUGCACUUUUUGUAGACUUGAUUUAUUUAGUUUGUAAUACUGUUAACUGUACUAAAUGGGUAGUUAUUCAGGGGUUUUGUUAGUCUGCAUAAUUUGGGAGUUUCCUUCAAAUCCCUUUUUAUUCAGGACAGUGUUAUUUUAUUGCAUUAUGAGAGUUUAUCAAGUGUGAACUUUAACAGCAUGAAAACCAAACAAUAAAGUAAAGACCUGCUGAUAGGUCGAGGCCUAACGUCUGUCAGCAGUGCGAAUACUACUUGCUGGUUUUCUGCACUCAGUUCAAGAAACCUAUAUUCAUUUCCAUUCUGUCAGAGUAUACAGCAAUCUUAUAGUGUUUUUUGAUACACAAUUGCCUUUAAUUUUACUUACAGAUAAAUAUUCAAAGAAUAAGGUACAUAAAAUGUGUGGCAUCUACUUAAAUAAGGCAAAGUUUAUGGCUUGGGUUUUUUUAUUAUGUAGAAGAGAGAGGAACAGAGCUUAGUUCUUUGGGUUAUAAUUAAGUCGCCUAAAUCACGGGACUGUCUUUUCUUUUUCAGUAGUGCGAUCCGUCCUCCCCACCUACCAGCUUCUGCCACAAACGGUGUAAGCAGUAUCAGUGACAAGUUAUGCAGCUUUCUCCUGCGUUCUUCGCUGCACUUAUACAAGAGAGCAGUCAGUAUUCUAGUGUGAACAUCAGUAACUUCUUGACCUCCAAAAAAAUGACACGCAGGGACAAACUCUUCAUUAAUGCUGUUCAGCAUGAGCAGGGUAGUGUGUAAAUAGAGUAGAGGAAUGAAGGAUUAACGUAUUCCUCUCUGAACAAUAUAUCUGAUCGAUGGUUGAAGAGUGAUGCAUAGAAAGUGAGUGGGUGGAGAGUGAGCCAAAGGAAUGAAAAACUGAGGAGGAAAUGUAGGAUGGUGCUGGAAGGUUGUCAAAACCCGAGAUUUGCUGUCUGCUGCAAAGUGGGCAUGUUGUAACCAGAAUAAAAACAGAGUUGGGUUUUGACCUAAAUUUCUAUGCAUGCAAAUAAGUUUGGACUCAAAGUUUAUGCUGUCCUUGCUUUAAGGGCUUUAUGUAGAUAUGAAUUUGAGUGUAUGUGUGGCGAGAAGGUGCAUUGUCAUUAAAUUAAGAGUAUGUUCUCUUCCUUCGUUGUGCUUUGUAGAAGUGGCCUGGGGAAAAUGCUUGUUUGUAAUGCAUGAGAUUACUGCAAGGCUGGCUUGGAAUAAGUGUGUAUGACCUUGAUUUUCAGGCUGGCCUGCAUUUCAAGGCUGUGGUAAGCUUCUAUAGCUUCUUUAUGGAAGCUGUAUUUUAAAUAAUAAAGUACUGUGUUCAUAAAUUUAUGGUAAGGGUGCUUGGUGAGCUGUAUGUAUUUUGAAGCGUGUUAGGAAUGUUUCCGCUCAGGAAAUGUAGGCUGGCGGAGAAAAUCUUAAAGGAUGAAGCUUCAGAACACCGUACUGCAGUACUUCAAGCUGCUGGGUGUGUGGCAGCAGCCAGUUUUAAGACUCUGAGGGCAGAUCCAGAAGAACUGUUCACAAAACUGGAGAAAAUUGGUAAGGGCUCUUUUGGUGAAGUUUUUAAAGGAAUUGACAAUCGGACUCAGAAAGUGGUUGCUAUAAAAAUUAUCGACCUAGAAGAAGCAGAAGAUGAAAUAGAAGACAUCCAACAAGAAAUCACAGUGCUGAGUCAGUGUGACAGUCCAUAUGUAACUAAAUAUUAUGGAUCCUAUUUAAAGGAUACGAAAUUAUGGAUAAUAAUGGAAUAUCUGGGUGGAGGCUCUGCCCUUGAUCUAUUAGAACCUGGCUCACUUGAUGAAACCCAGAUUGCUACAAUAUUAAGGGAGAUACUCAAAGGACUUGAUUACUUGCAUUCAGAAAAGAAAAUCCACAGAGAUAUUAAAGCUGCUAAUGUAUUGCUGUCUGAACAAGGAGAAGUAAAACUAGCAGAUUUUGGAGUAGCAGGGCAACUAACAGAUACACAGAUAAAGAGGAAUACCUUUGUAGGAACACCAUUUUGGAUGGCACCUGAAGUAAUAAAGCAAUCAGCAUAUGAUUCAAAGGCAGAUAUCUGGUCAUUAGGCAUAACAGCCAUAGAACUUGCAAAAGGAGAGCCACCUCAUUCGGAACUACAUCCAAUGAAGGUUUUGUUUCUCAUUCCUAAGAACAAUCCACCAACGCUGGAAGGAAACUUCAGUAAAUCCCUCAAAGAAUUUGUUGAGGCCUGCUUAAACAAGGACCCAAGCUUUAGGCCUACUGCAAAAGAGCUCCUAAAACACAAAUUUAUUUUACGAAACUCAAGGAAAACUUCCUACCUGACUGACCUUAUUGAUAGACACAAGAGAUGGAAGUCUGAACAAAGUCAUGAUGACUCCAGUUCUGAUGACUCAGAUACUGAACCAGAUGGCCAGGCUUCAGGUGGGAGCGAUUCGGGAGAGUGGAUCUUUACAAUAAGAGAAAAAGACCCCAAGAAUCUAGAGAAUGGAGCAGCCCAGCCUUUGGAAUUGGAAAGAAAUAAGGAAAAGGAUAUGCCAAAGAGGCCUCUAUCCCAGUGCCUGGCUACAGUUAUAUCCCCUUUAUUUGCAGAGUUGAAAGAGAAGAGUGAAGUGUGUGGUGGUAACACAGAUUCCAUAGAAGAACUGAGAAAGGCAAUUUAUUUAGCUGAAGAGGCUUGUCCAGGCAUUGCAGAUAACAUGGUGUCACACCUUGUGCAGAGACUUCGGAGAUACUCACUAGCUGGAGGAAGUUCUUCAUCCUACUGAUGUCCUGGUUUUGACUUUUCUAAGACAACAGGGGUCCCACGGUAUCUGCAUUGAAGCGAUGCACCCUAAUGUUGUCCUGCCCUUCAGUAACUGGAAUGUCCUUUGGCAGGAGGACAUUUCUAAAUGUGCAAGAGUGAAAAUGAAGUCUGUUGGAUGGAGGCGGUCUUUUUCAGCUCUUUAAAGCUAUAAUUUUUUUAAAAUGAUAAUGCACAUAUUCCAGGGAGGUGUUUUUUUUGUAAAAUCUGAAAUGUAUAUUUAGGUUUGUGAUAGAGAAAUUGAAGAUAUUGAGAAACCUCAGGUAUCUUGCUUUAAGAAUUCCACUGGGAGAUGGAGUAUGUUUGUUGGAAUUGUGUACAGAUAUGUAUAUAAUGUCUUUUUUUAACUAAAAGCCUUUCAGCGUGCAUAAGGAAUCACUGUGUACAAACUGGUAAAGUGCUUCUGUAGAUAACGCUAGUGGGUAAAUAUUUGACAGGCCAUAACUGAGUAUUGCCUUGCCUUUAUUACAUGUAAAUUUUGAAUUAUGUGAUAAGUGAAUCUUGGUUUGAUUUUUGUAUGUGAAGGAUUUGCCAUUGAAAGAGUUAAUCCUGUACUAUGGAAACUUCUAUUCGUACCUCAGCAAAGACACAGUUUUAUUCUAUUUCUCCAGUAUUUCUUCCUUUUUAUCUAUAUUCUUAGCGUGACUUUCUAAUUACGGUACUACUUCUGGUUGUUUUAAAUUUAAUACACCUUAUCUUUCAAAGCUUUAAAUUUAAAUUAUUGGUUUUCCUAAAGAAUGAGCUCUUUCAUGUUUUCAGUUUUAAAUUGUGCCAAUGCAAAUUCUGAAGCAUAUGUAUUGUUCAAUUUUAGUAAAAGAUAUUUGUGAAGCUUGUAGUGAGAUUCAGGUGCAACCUUUUUUUUUUCACCUAAGCUUGUUUGAAUGCUCACACAAAUAAAUCUUUAUAACCUACAUUUAUUCUGAAAUAUCUCAUUAAGGUGUUGGCUCUGAGACAGUGGCAAGAAUUACUUCAUCGUGCCUGGUUUUAUCAUUAAAAUUAAUGUCUUGCAGCAUAGAAUCUAUUAUCCAUAGAUUCACUAUUUGGUCUUGCUGCCUAAAUCUGUGCAUCUCUUUACUGAAGUGAUAGAUGUCAGACAGAAAGACUGCAAAACUGAGCCCGUGUUGUAUACCGUGUCUUAUCACUUGUCUCCCCAGAAAAAAAGUUAAUUGUUGAAAAUUCUAAAUCCUGAUAUUUCCAGUGUUUCUGUGAGCGCUCCUAGAUACCUGGCUUAGGGUUUUAUAGUUCUUAGAAACUGUAACGUUAGUUACCCACGCCAAUGAGGUGGCAUUUGUUUUCAUAGUGUUACUCUGAGGUUUUACCUUGGUUUCUUUCACCAAGGGGAUAUUCAGGUGCUUCUUACUCUGGUUGCUAAGAGAGCAUUUUUGCCUUGUUUUAAUGCAGAAAUCAAUUUGAUGCUUUAGAUGACAGUGAGGUAACAGACCUGUUUAUUUUUUUUUUACUCUAUAUAUGAGUUUUGAAACAGGAAGGAUUAAAAUUUUAAAAGUUGAGGCAUAUCUGCCUGGCUUGAUACAGAGAGAACCAGGUUCUCUGACCAUUCUGGAAGCUGGUCAGGUUUCCUUGCAGGUCUUCACAUCACCAUGGUAGCCCUUAUUCUAUGCAUAUUAAUAGCCUUAAAUAUUAAUUAUUAAUUUAGCAGUUAGAGGAUGCUGUCAGGCUAACAGAGCUAUGUAACUUCUGACCAGGCUGAAACACUAGUUGAAAGAAAUGGGUGUAAAUCCACUCCUUUUAGCCAUAUUCUUAGGUAACAACACAUUUGGCAGCAUAAGCAGGUAAUGAUUUUUCUUCAUGGCAGUUGAAUUUAAGGUAAAUUGAACAAUGCAUAAGUUUGAACAAUGGUUUAUAACUCCUCUUUGAUGAAUAUCUUCAAAUACGUUGGUUUGUGUGUUCUUAAACGUGAAGGAUUGGCUUACCUUUGAGGAAACGAACUCAGCUUUGCUGUUGUGAAAUGUGCAUCUGAAUACAGCGCAGUGGGAAAUCUCCCUGUUGACAUCUCAGUAUUAAAACACUCAGCCAUUCAAUAAAUAAGUGCUGUUACAGCAUAUGGAAAGAAACAGGUGUGUUUGCAUUUGAAACAUUCACAGAUCAAUGGAAGCUUUCCCUCAGUCAUCUGUCUUUACUGCAAGGACUUGAAAUUAAAGCACACUUCCUUGGAGAUGCACAGAACUUGGAGGGUUAGAGGGGGAGUUAAAUUUAUGGUGCUGGCUGGAAUCUCAAGAAUUUCACAAUCAGGAAACGAAAUGAAGUUCUAAGGUACGCAGGUUUUGAACAAUCAUUUAAAAAAUUACUUGCUUUAUUUUUUUUUUUUUUGAGUUGCAUUUUUAGUUGUGUUCCAGAACUGUAUAUUGAGGAAAUACUUCUCUGAGUAGGUUGUGGCAGAAUUUGCUUGGUUAAUGUGUCCCUUGGCUUAGGAGCUUAAAAUGAGUAAGAGUUAGAAUAAGGCCAGUUGGCCAAAAGGCUGGGACAUUUAGAAAAAGACAAGACCUCAUUUAUGGUAGAGAUGUGUAUUUUUAUAUGUAAUAUAUAGAUUAUUUAAACAGAGACUAUCUUAAACUGAGAUUCACUGAAAAAAACCCAUGUGCUGUAUCUUGAAUGUACAAUUACAAUCAUUUGCUGUUGAAAAGUAUUGUUGCUUUACAAAUCAGAUCUUUAUUGGCAAACGGAAGAAGAAGAGCUUUGUUUGAAAGAAGCGUGGCCUCAGUUUCGGAAAGAAAAAGACUUGUAUUGAUAUUUUUGAGAGGCGGUUUCGUGCUAAAAACAUGUCCAUGUUAUAAUGUUGCACUGAUGAUUUUUCUGUGCAGGUAGAAUCUUCUUCACUCAGUCUUGAAUAUACAAAGCGAGAUGCUAUCCCUAUUUAUGCAAACAUUGAAAUUAGUGGAACUGCUUAUUUGUCAGGGAUUUUGAGAUUAGGCAGUAAAUAAACUCACUGUUUUAACAAGAUAAAAUCAGUCAUUUGAACUGACAGCUUGCUUUUUAUAAGUAUCAAGAUGUGUAAUCUAUUUUUUUAACUUAAUUUUCCUUGCAGUUGCACUUUGUAGUUGAUCCCCAGUUUACGAAAGGAUGAGGGCAGGAUGGCUGUCGUACAGAACGCUUUUGGUGUAAUAACAAAGCAGCUCUUUCUGGGAAGUGUCAAAGGUGGUGCCUUUGCAGCUCCAGCCAUUUCAUAUGUGUCCUUGUGAGUAUGGACAGACCAAAUAAUUCCGACAGAAGGAUUGAAUUGCGUACAGGAGGGGUGGCUGGAUGGGGAAGGUGGGCACUGUUACCGCACUGCAGAGUAGCUGACACCUUGUGAGUCUAUGUCCUGCGUCAUCCACCGUAACUCCUUCAUCCCCCCUGCUUUUACUGUACUGGUGAAACGUCUUGUUCAGCUCUUCCCGCUUUCUGUGGCGUUCCGUAGUAUUUUUUUAAACAACACGGUACCGGUUUGUAAUAGUUUUACAUUAGCCUUACUUUUAAGGAAGCGUAUUUUUGCCUUCAAGAACGUCACCAUCAGAAGAUGAUCAGAAGUGCUGAUGAGCACGGGUGUAACGCAAGGACAGUACAAAUUAUUUUUGUAAGUUGCUGGGGAGGAGCUUAAAGUAUAGCACAAAUCUGCAAUCUUGCUCUUUUAAACUGUUUUGCAGAUGUGCUGGUAAUUGCACUGAGUGUAUGCAGUAGACAAAUAGUAUGUAACGGUUUUCUGCCUUCUUUUAAAGCAUGAUUACAGAGGACAAUUCAAUUGUAUCUCUUGUUUUCUGUAACAUCGCUGCCUGUUUGCAAUUGUGUAUUUCAAUUUUACUUUUGUCACUCUACACCAACAUAAUAAAACUCCUUGUAAACUACAUGACCUAGAAAUAAAGAAGGAAAAGUUUAAUGCAACUUUGCCAUCUGAGUGGUCAGUAAGAUGAAGUUUGGGGUUCUCCUUGUAGAAGGGGGUGAUCUGGAAGAGGUUUCUCGCUCGGUUACCGCAGACCUGUCAGGAAUAGUAAGCAGAAAGUUUAUUGAUUGGUGUUUAGUUUAUCUCAGAAUUGGUACAUGAGAGAGCUUUUCUUGAAACUCGACACUAUCCGAGCAAGAAUGUUGAGAAUAGUUUAUUUUCUCUUGGGGAACUUGUAUCUCACAGGUGGCUCAACCAUGUGGGAAGUUUAGUUCUUCUCUUGAUUGAGACUUUUCUGUCUACAGAUCCAAGUGAUUGCUAGUGCACUGUUUUGGUUAAAUAUGUGCGGUUCUGUAUUAAUAAGACAAUGUGCCAAUUCCCAGAUGGCAGUGAUUUCAGGCUGCUUUAUAGUCCAGUGAAUCUGAUGAAGUGCUCACAAGUGGCAUUAGCUUAACCCCAACCAUCGCAGCCAUGAUUACCCCCACGGCUGAGUGACAAACUGUGUGACAGCCCAGCUUCUGUAAUUGUAUUUCAUUACUAGUUUCUCCUGGUAAAAAACAUCCGUGUGCCACAUUGCCAGUUUUUUCCCCUGGGGGUUGGGAAUCUGUGUGCUCUGGCAACUGGACAGCUGCUUAUCCAUAAUUAUGUUUUCUUUUGAGGGAUAAGAGCAUGUGAUUAGUUAUGUGUUAAAAGGAAAAAUGGACAAAAUGGGGCUUUUCAGGUCCUGCUUGUUUCUCUGUGUUGUUUUUCGCCAGUGGAAUGGUGGGAUAUUGCCCCUGGUUUUUCUCUCUAUAACAAGUUUUCCUUGAUAGACCUCUUUUCACCGGUCCGAGACCUUUAUCGAGAUUUCUCCAAUCACAGCAUGUUUUUGCUCUAUCUGCUAACUUGUCUUCCAGGCUGUCAUUUUUGGCUGCUUUCAGCUGAAUUUACAAAGACAUCGAGGUCUCAACAGCUUUUAAUUAAAAUUUUGUGAAAACUCGUAGGCGUAUCAGUAACUGCUCUCAUCUUCAUGAAAGCUAAGUCAGGCAGCAGAGAAAUGAUGGAGAUGCUUAGUCUCGUGGAAAAAACCACUCACAGGAGGCCGGGCUUUGCUGAUCCCAUUGCAUGUGGUGCAACUUCCAAUGGGAAUAAAGUUCCUGGUUUGCUUUGAUUUGUUCAUUAUUUGAAGCCACCAACUGGUUAUUCAUGGUGAAUAAUAACAACGGUGAGAGUAAAUUGCUCGGAGAGACCAGUUUGAGGUUUUCCCACUGCUGAAACACGAGAAGGAUGUAUUUAGCACUGAGUCCUCACCUGGCCCGUCAUGGCCCCAUGCGUCUCCACACCUCAGCUGGUUGGAGGCACAGCAGCAUGCUGAGAAUCGGGGCUAAAAGUAAAUGGUAUGUAUUAGAGCUUUCUAGCAAACUAUGAGUUUUUUUCACACAUGGGCUUCAGCUGAUAUGACCAUCAAGGCAAUCGCUUUUAUUCUUACCAUUAUUUCAGUUUUGGGUUAACGUUAGGAAUGAAGAAUUAGGAAAAUGCUGACAAAGGACAGCAGUUCAACUGGCUUAAAAAUUAAAAAUCACACUGGUAAAGAAGUGGAGAAAAAAAAAAUCUUAUUUUAAACAUCUUUUUGGUAGAAAUAUAUAAUACAAAAAGGUGAAAAAGCUCAACAAUGAAUCACGUGGAUACUCUGACAAUGCAUCCACAGCGCAACCAGGUCUCAGCUGUCACAAUAAACAGAGCUGUAUCUUGAUCUUUGCCUUAGAGGUUACGGAAAAAUGAUUUUCCAGACUUACAUUAUAAGAAACUUAUCUAGAAAAGGUGUUAUCUGAUUUCAGGAAUGAAAAUAAAAGCCUUUCUUUGCAGAGCUCAGAAUAAAGUACUGCAGCAGAGAGCAGUAAUAAAGAUUGCAUCCCACAAGCCCCAGCGGACUAAAAUAAAACUCAAUUUUAGACGAUUUAAGGGUAUGGCCCUCAGUAUUCAGUUUCCAUUUAAAAUCACAAAGUCUUUUCGCUAUUAUUGAUAACAAAAAUAAAGGACAGACAUAGGAACCUGGCCUUUAAGGCUUUGCAGAUGUUAUCUAGUCAGAAUAAGAUCUGCAGCCUUCUA
Molecule: messenger RNA, 9623 nt
Organism: Cuculus canorus (common cuckoo)
Lineage: Eukaryota; Metazoa; Chordata; Aves; Cuculiformes; Cuculidae
Gene: STK24
Product: serine/threonine kinase 24
Exons: 11
Coding region: 2259-3626 (455 amino acids)
Biological process (GO): protein phosphorylation
Molecular function (GO): ATP binding; protein kinase activity
Source: RefSeq, a predicted model, not a curated record